AUGGCGGAGGCCCGGGCGGAGCAGGAGGAGGAGGAGACGCGGAGGAGAGAGUCCGGGGAGACGGUGGUCCGGCGGCCGCCCGGAGGCUGCAGCAGCAGCGCAGCAGGUCGCCCAGACAGACGCAAGCCCGAGCAUCGACACAGCCACGGCCCUCUCUCCUCCAUCAGAGCCGCCAUCAAGAGAACUUCCUCUCGACCGGCGUCCCUCGCAGAGACACACAGAGACAGAGACAGAGACCGAGACAGAGACCGGGACAGAGACAGGAGGCGACCAGAGAUCACCGUGCUGUCAGCAGAACCGCUGGCCUCCACGUCCUGGUUCCCCGGGGCCGCCGGAGGAUUCCCACCCCCCCCUCCUCCCGCUGCACAGAUCUGGGGGCCCACGAUCCCUCCUGACGUCCAGCCGCCGCCGUCCUACGAGGACGUGAUCAGAGAGAAAACCCAGGAGCAAGUUCUCCUCCCUUCAUCCUCCUCCUCAUCCUCAGCUUCCAGGAUAACCAUCGCCACGCAGACCGAGCCGGGACCCGACCCUGGACCCGACCAAGGACCCGACCCCGGACCUGACCCCGGACCUGAGCCGGAUCCGCAGACGUCACAAGUGAGACCGGUGAGACCGCCGCGGCCCCCCCUCCUGUCCACGCCAGAUUCAUCCAGCGCCGUCGGCGUCACCGCCCACCAACCAUCGCCAUGCUGCCCCCUCUCCUCUGAGCUGUGCUCGUCCUCCGUCCCGUCCUCCGUCCCGUCCUCCGUCCCGUCCUCCGUCUCGUCCUCCGCGGCUCAGACGGACCGGUGGGAUCGGCGUCCGGCCGUUGACGAGACCCCGCCCCCGAGGCCCCGCCCCCGCACCAAGCCGGGCCUCCGGCCGCGAAGCAGAGAGGUGAAAGUUCAGACCCUGGUGAAGCUCCGGGAGGACGGCUGGGCCACGCUCGCCGCCGCCCGCUCGGGGGGGGACGGGGACGCCGACGGCGGGCCGAGCCCCAGCCCGGGGAAAUACCUGCAGGAACUGCUGGAGGCCUUCGGCUCCGACGACUGGGGUUUCCCCGAGCAACGGGGCGGCAGCGGCGAGGACAGCCCGUCGGAGAGCGAGGACGAGGACGGGGAGGACAUGGCCGCGCUGAGGGCGAGGAUACGAGCGUUUGAGCAGGCGGAGGGGAGCGGCGGCGGCGGGGGGGUGGACGGGCGGCCCGAGCCUCGGCCGCGCCCUCGUCUCCAGGGGCAACCGGCCAAAUCCGUCCCCCCCGUCACGGCUCCCAAACCCAAGAACUUCCCCCCCCGGCCUAAACCGUCCAGCAAGGUGUUCUGGGAGGACGGGGCGGAGCCGCGCGGCUCCGACGCCACCCAAACGGAGUCCGAGGUUCCCGGACCCGAAGCAGAGACGAGGUCUCCAGGUCUGGAACCCCGGUCCCCCAGGACCCUGGAAAAGCCCUCCGUCACCCCCAAACCAAAACCUGUCCCCGAGGACACGGCCUUGGGGGCGCCGCACCCCCCCGUUCCAGCCCCGAGGCCGGCUCCACCCAAGGCCACGCCCGCCCCCACCGCGGCCCCCACCGCGGCCCCCGGCACGGCCCCCGGCGCGGCCCCCAGCGCGGCCCCCGCCCAACCCAACCCCAGACCCCCACCCAGGCCCCUGGUGGCCCCCAGGGCCGGCGUGGGAGCAGCCGCCGAGGUCGCGGGCGGAGCGCCGACGGACCCCCCGCCUGACGGAGAAGACGCCCAAACCGUGAAGGGAAGUUUUCGUCCCAGCGUCCCGAGCAAACCGACAGCGCUGACGUCAGCUCGCCGAGCCAGCGCUCCGAUUCUGACCCCCAAACCCAUCACGGUCUCCCAACCGGCCCCAGACCCGAACCCGGCCUCCAGCAAACCCCCUGCACCUGCGGUGGCCCCCAAGACCCCGGGACCAGCCCCGGCCCCCAAGACCCCGGGCCCGGCCCCCAAGACCCCGGGCCCAGCCCCCAAGACCCCGGCCAAGCCCCCGUCCCCAGACCCCAACCCGGCCUCCAGCAAACCCUCUGCACCUGCCGCGGCCCCCAAGACCGCGGGACCGGCCAAGCCCCCGUCCCCGGCCCUGAGGAAGAGCCCCAAGACCGGAACGGCGGACGCUGCCACCCCGAACCCGGACCCUCCGCUGCCUCCACGCCCCUCAAGUGUGAAGCUCCUCCCCCUUCGCCCUCCACCAAUCAAAUCCAGCCCCGGGAGACCACCCCCUCCAUCCAUCAGCUCCUCGGCCAAUCAGACUGCUGCCGCUCCUCCUAAAGCAGCUCCGGCCCCGCCCACUUCACCUUCCGGACAGUUUUCUUCAUCAUCCUCCUCUUCUUCAUCUCCUUCUCCUGGAACAACCAAUCAGAGCCAGAAGGGAAAGAGGGGGCCGCCCCUGCCGCCCCGCCCCACACCGGGUCACCCCCUCUACAGCAGCUACGUGAAGCAGGAAGUCCUGAUCGUGCUGGACGACCCCCCCACCCCCCUGCUGGACCUGGACCCCCAACCGGAGCCCGUCCGGGACCAGGACGGCCCAUCGAAACCCGCCCUGGGGGGCCUGGACCCGCCGGACUCCCAGUCUAUCUUGCCGGAGCAGCCCGCCGAGCAGAAGGAGCAGCCGGAUCGCCCCCCCGUCAGCGGCCCGCGCUGCGCCGCCCUGUUCGACUACGAGGGCGAGGAGGACGACGAGCUCACCUUCUCCCAGGGCGACGUCAUCGCCCUGCUGGAGCUGCUGGGGGACGAGUGGGGCCGGGGCCGGAUCCACGGCCGGGUGGGGGCCUUCCCGCUGAGCUUCACCCAGGUGCUGGAGCCCCUCCCACAGCUGGAGCCCCUCCCACAGCUGGAGCCCCUCCCACAGCCGGGGCCCCUCCCACAGCUGGAGCCCCUCCCACAGCCGGGGCCCCUCCCACAGCUGGAGCCCCUCCCACAGCCGGGGCCCCUCCCACCGCCGGAGCCCGCGGAGACGGCCGUGACGGACAGUUCAGCAGGACCGGCGACGUCCCGGAGCCCGGACCCGCAGCAGCCGGGCCGGGGCGAGUGGGCGCUGGCCCUGUUCCACUUCCCCGGCCAGACGGCCGACGACCUGAGCUUCCACAAGGGGGCGCUGAUCCGGGUGACGGAGCACGUGGACGCGGAGUGGAGGCGAGGCCGCCUGGAGGGCCGGGAGGGGCUUUACCCAGCAUCCUUCACUCAGCCCUGCCCAGCUCCACCAAUCACAGGCCAGCAGUCCGCGGCCAAGGCUGUGUUCGACUUCGCGGCCGAGAGCGAGGACGAACUCACGCUGAAGGUCGGUGACAUCAUCACACAGGUGGAGUCCGUGGACGAGCAGUGGAUUCUGGGAGUUGUAGGCGGGAAGCGGGGGAUCGUCCCCAGGAACUACGUGGCGCUUGAGUGACGAGGCCUGUGGGCGGAGCCUGAUCCUGGUCCUGGUCCUGGUCCUGGUCCUGGUCCUGGUCCUGGUCCUGGUCCUGGUCCUGGUCCGGGUCCUGGUCCGGGUGGACGAUGUAAACGGACCGCAGGAACUCAAAACCACAGUUUUGUUUUUUACUUUUUCUUUGAACCGAAUUUGUCGAGCCUGAUGAGUUCCUGGAGUUCCUGGAGUUCCUGGAGUUCCUGGAGUUCCUGGAGUUCCUGGAGUUCCUCCAGCGUUGCAGUGACUGAACCGACUCAGACCUUUUUACCGACGCCCGCCCACCUGGACUGGACUAACUUCCUUCAACUUUUUAAUAAGUUUAAUAAACACGAGUGUUUUUAAAAGGCCCGUCCAGGUUGGACGUCUGCGGAGACGAUUCUGGACCAGUUUCUCUCCGUUUGCUCCGGUUUUUAAAGAGUUUUCAAACUCCAGCUCGGACUCUCAGACGAACUCUCUGAAUCAACGACAGGAAAGUUCUGCUGCUCGUGUUUUCAAGGUCAGCGCCGACGUCUGCUGAGGGACUGGACCUGCUGCUGACGCUCCUCUUUUUGAGAAAAUUUAGAGAAAAAAG
Cololabis saira (Pacific saury) is the source of this 3958-nucleotide messenger RNA. RefSeq names its product basic proline-rich protein-like. The record is from RefSeq and is a predicted model, not a curated record. Gene Ontology annotation, molecular function: protein binding. NCBI's taxonomy places the organism in Eukaryota, Metazoa, Chordata, Actinopteri, Beloniformes, Belonidae.